Messenger RNA from Postia placenta MAD-698-R-SB12, 1317 nucleotides. RefSeq lists its product as hypothetical. Lineage: Eukaryota; Fungi; Basidiomycota; Agaricomycetes; Polyporales; Adustoporiaceae. The transcript has 5 exons. The coding region runs from base 1 to 1317 and encodes 438 amino acids. The record is from RefSeq and is a predicted model, not a curated record.
AUGUCACUCUUGCCCCGUCUCGACCCGCCUCCCCAGGCACCCGCAUCUCCCAACCUGUCACCAGUACAAGUCAAGUUCGCACAGCCUACAGCGACCCCUCAAGCGAUCCCCCAGCUCUCCUUGGGGCCACAGUUGGAAAGACCUCCCAAGACCGGGCCCCGCGACACUCCACCGCAUUCUUGGGGCGGCUCAUUGUCAGUGGUCACCACCUCGACUUCAGUCUCUAUCCUACGUCACCCCGCUUCCGGGUUUCCUCAAUCGUCUUCACCGCCGUCGCCGCUGCGAGGCCGCUCAAGCACUCGUUCCUCACGAAGUCCGCCCGGUGGACAGUCACAACAGUUGCCUCCAUCUGCGGGCAGUCCUUCGUCCCCCUCGUCGCCGAUAAUGUCCUCUCCCGCUGCUGUCCCUAAUAAGGAGACGCUGAAGCUCCUCCUCUGUCAUGAGUUCGCAUAUGAUCAGCAUAUAUACCUCCAGUCAGAUGUCAAGCCAAGCUUGACAUUGCACCCUUUUGGUGUAGAGUCGGUGGUCGAAUGCAACUGCUUCAUCUCGCAGUUGCUCAUCUACUGGACAAUCAACACGGCCCUCUCUUUCCUCGAGCUGAAAAUCCAGGUUGCCCUCAGUCUUCUUGAUGGAGAUGCACGAGCUUGGGCUACCCCCAUCUUCUCCCAGCUUGCCUCCGCCCGCUUCGGCAAUCUUGACGACGCCGCCACCGCACAAGUGGAGCUCACCAAGCUCUGCGCAGAUAAAACCAUGCGCGAGAAGCGCACCGCUGCCGAAUUCUUGGCGCUGUUCAAGGGUCCGGCAGACCGCUCUGGGUAUGGUAACCUGGAGCUCCGCAACAAAUACCUGGGCGGCAUCGCCUCCCAGGUCUACCGAAAGAUUGAGCUCGAGACGUUCGCCACAUGCCGGGCCCGUUGGCCUGAGCUGAACAACUUCUUCUCGGCCUGGGGUCGAGGACGCGGUGGGGCACGUGGUGGUGCACCCUCGUCACACGGAGCUUCGGCCAGCCUCAACGCGGCCGUCGGAAAAGGGGACUUCCCCGGCAGUUGUUUUGGCUGCGGGAAGCAAGGGUACCAACGUUUUGAGUGCCCCAACUGUAAGGACAAGCCUUACACAAAACGCGCCGACACGCGGGCUACGGUUGCCUCGGGUUCCACCCAGGUGGCGACAAGCGCCCCCAUCGCUUCAUCCUCGGCGAGUACAAGCGCUGCUUCAGCGAAAUUGGAAAGUUCCGAGCUGGCGGACUUGAUAGCACAGAUGAAGUCAAUGCGCGAGGAGCUUGAGCACUAUUGGGCGAUGAAGGAGGAGUCUUUUUAA